This is a messenger RNA of Numida meleagris (helmeted guineafowl), 5273 nucleotides long. It is a transcript of the gene COPS7B, whose product is annotated as COP9 signalosome subunit 7B. The record is from RefSeq and is a predicted model, not a curated record. Gene Ontology annotation, biological process: COP9 signalosome assembly. NCBI's taxonomy places the organism in Eukaryota, Metazoa, Chordata, Aves, Galliformes, Numididae. Gene Ontology annotation, cellular component: COP9 signalosome. Bases 214 to 1302 code for a protein of 362 amino acids. The transcript is spliced from 7 exons.
CCCUCGCUUAACAGCCCGCGUGCAGGAGGAGAACUGGGGGUGCGGCGCAGGCUGCCUCGGAGCUCCUCAGCACAGCGCCGUGGCACAGCCCCGCUGAGGAGGGCUGCGCGGUGAAGGUUGCGUCGAGCGUACGAGGACGCGGCCGCUGCCGGCGCAGCCUAUGAGCGACCUUAACGCUGGCAGUAGGGAGCGCUUAUUUCCCUGAUAGCUUGCAUGGAGCGGCCUUGUUGCGUUCUGGAUAGCGCGCCGCUUCCCAGCGCGUCCAGGGAAGGGCGGCGAACGCUCCCCAAGAAAAGCUGGCAGGGAGACAGGGAGAGCGCGGGCAGCGGCAGACCUGGAGAAGGCCAAAGCGAGCGGUUGUGUGUGAGGGAAGAGCCCGCCGGGCGGAGAUACAGCAUGCUGCUCUGCCCGCCGUGCGGGGGGCUGCGUCCCGCCUCAGCUGGGGCUCCUGAGAGGUGGCGGAUGGAGAGGAGCAGCUCUCGCAGCAAACAACCCCUGCGGCAGCGAAGGGCUUCUGACGCACGGGUAGGAGCGUUUCCAGAAGCUGGUGUUGGAGCCUUUGUGGUUUUGACAAGGGUUCCCAAACUCUCCGCGCUGUGUGAGGAGAUUGAAAAACUUAGAAUGGCUGGAGAACAGAAACCGUCCUGCAAUCUUCUAGAGCAGUUUAUUUUACUAGCCAAAGGUACAAGUGGCUCAGCUCUGACUGCUCUGAUAAACCAAGUGCUGGAGGCUCCUGGGGUUUAUGUCUUCGGAGAGCUGUUGGAAUUAACAAACGUGCAAGAGCUUGCUGAAGGGUCUAAUGCUGCUUAUUUCCAGUUGCUGAACCUGUUUGCGUACGGAACGUACCCAGACUAUGUAGCAAACAAAGAUAACCUGCCUGAAUUAACAGCAACUCAGAGAAACAAGCUGAAACACUUGACAAUAGUGAGCCUGGCUUCUAGAAUGAAGUGCAUUCCCUACUCCGUGUUGCUGAAGGACCUGGAUAUGAGGAAUCUGAGGGAGCUGGAAGACCUGAUUAUAGAAGCGGUUUAUACAGAUAUUAUCCAGGGGAAGCUGGAUCAACGAAACCAGAUGCUAGAGGUGGAUUUUUGUAUUGGCAGAGACAUUCAGAAGAAGGACAUCAGUAACAUUGUCAAAACACUCCAGGAAUGGUGUGACGGUUGUGAAGCGGUUCUUUUAGGGAUUGAGCAGCAAGUACUUAGAGCCAACCAAUACAAAGAGAACCAUCACCGAACUCAGCAGCAGGUAGAGAUGGAGGUCCAUAUCUUCAUGGGAAUGAAGUUUGGAAGCAGUGCUGUCUGACUCUCCAGACUCUUCCUGAAGAUGCAGUUGAUCUCACCAGCCCUGGUGUCUCAGUCGCUGCCUUGUGAUGAGCACAAUCCUAACGCUGCCCUGCGCCGAUGCAGUAAGUAACGUCUCGGUGUUUCAUUGUCACCUUCGCAGCUGUUAGAGAGCACUGGGUCCUACAGGACCACCUGCCAGCUGUGAUGCUGUUCAUUUUACAUCACCAUCGUGAGAUGACACCUCUCCUUGCCGGCAGACAAGCCAGGUGGGUAGGUGUCGCUCCUCAGAGCUGCUUUGCAUUUAAGAAGGGGAAGUCUGUUGCCUGAUUUAGCACAGUGAAAAUCAAGGACGCGGGACAGGUUUUAUAGAGAAGGGGCAAAGCACAGAGCUGUGUCCCAUUCCAGCUCUGCUACAGCAGAAAGCAACCCUGGGCAAGUCAGCCUCUCAGCAGCUGAGUUUCCCUGGACAGCUUCUCUCGUGUGUGCUGACUUUGUGACAGAAGUUUGUGAAGUCUCCUAACUGGGCAGAGCUUAACUGCUGAUUUAAUUGAAGAAGAUGCGAUGCGUGUGUACGGGAGGGGGGGGAAUCUCAAAGCUUCUUAAGCUUUUCUAGAAGUCGUCUUCCUCUUGUGUAUCAUUCCCUUCUUUUCCCCGAUGCAAAUAAGGUGCUUCACUGUGGGAAUACUGGCCUGGAGUAUUAUGGGUAGUAUGCCAGGUUAAUUAUGGAGGGGGCAGGAAAAAUAGCCUAUGCCUUUUUCAACAAUAUCAAAGGGAUGCUACCUAAUGAUUUUCCUAUUAGCUCUUUUCCCAGCCUGCCAGAGUCACUGCAGAAAUGUCAUUUACAAAGGCAGUUUGCAACUCAUUACCCUGGAUUUUCACUGUAGUUCUGCUCCAGAGAGCGUGGGCUUUUGCUGUGUGCCCCAACCUAAUGAAUUGCCUGAUUCAGUUAGCGCUGCCAUCCCUUCUGACAAGGUUAGUCGCUGACUGACAGGAAGGGGCCUGGAUUCAAUUCCCUUUUUGUUUUCGACUCACGCUUGUGUCAAGCACAGGCUCCCUCUGGAAGCUGCCCUGUGAUCCUUUCCCGUCGCUUUUCUGCCUUCUGAGGGAAGCAGCCCAUACUCAGAGAAGUCCUAGAGCAAAUGGUGGGGGGUGUGCGCAGCUGCCCUCAGCGGUCCCUACUCACUGCCUCAAGUCCUGUGCCAGCUGGAAAAUUCCACUGCUCUCCUGCUCUGGGGCUCUGGGCUUUUCUUGCUUAUCAUUGGUUUGGGGCUUGCUGUCACCUGAGCUGGGCUUUGUGACCCUUCAGCAAUAAAUACCUUGGAAAAGCUGUGUUUUACAGUGCCAGGGAAGAAACACGCGUGGUGGCCUAGGAGAAUAGAACAGAUCUGCCACGUGUGGGAGAGCACCUGUGUCCUUAUUUCUGGGAGCUCCAAGGUCUGCCCCGACCUCUUUGGCCCUUGCGAGGCACUUGUACAACAGCCCUAGAAAGAACUCCUGUCCUUUCCCACCAGCCAGCCGUGUGCUUUUCCAGGCUGUGGGUCCGUGGCUUCAGGAGUAGCUCCUGAAGAGAGGAAAUCAAGGUUUCCAGGUGUGCCGACCUCUGUCCACCUCUGCUAAAUGCUGUUCUCUGAGCUCACCUUUAAGAAGUCGGCUGUCACCCCCCUGAGGCUGCAGCUUGCCUCCAAGGCAGCUCGUGCUGUUCAGUGAUGCUGUGUGCGUGCUGGGAUGUGGUGAGGAAAUUUUCCAGUGCUGGCUGUGGAUCCUUUUGAUGGAUGUCAUGAGGAUUUGACCUGGUUGGGCCACACUAGGGGCGGUGAAGUCAGAUCCAUUUGCUUCUGCUGCACGUGAUGCCUUCUCCCCUCUUAAUUGGAUUCCUGCAUCCCCUCUUUCCUCCCGGCCUCAUUUCCUACUGAGCCCCUGUUAGGGGGACCUCACUGUGGCCUUACCAGAUGCUGGCUGUGCUCUAACGAGCCGUUUCCCUUUCCCGUUCUGGCCUGUCUGCCAAACCAGGGAGGUGCUCUGAACGCCGACCUCAGCUCGCCGUGCCGCGCUGCCCUGCCGACCCUCCUUCCUGGCUGUGCCGUGUGGCGCUGAGUAGACAUGAAGGUUUUCCCAAGUGCUCUUUCACCCCCAAGUGCUGCCUUCUUUCUUCCGCAUCAGCCGGCAUCCCCACAUGGGCACGGUGUUCCGUCCUGCAGGUGGGAAGCCGGUGUGCUGAGGGGCGGAGUGACUUCUCUGUGGUCAGAGAGGAAGCAGUGAAGCAAGGAGCCGAGCUGUUAUCCCCUCCCUUGGCACAGGGAGCUCUCGCUGUUGGCCCUGCUCCUGCCAAGCUGGUAUCCUUCUGUCCUCUUCCUUGGGCUUGCUCUUUCCCAGGAAGCCCAGUGGGCAGAAGGGCCCAGUGCUCUGAGGCUGUGCGUUUCCCUUCAGACUGUGCUCCGCAGAGGAGAAAUGUGAACCCAGAGCAUGGGGAGCCCCAGGCUGUGAUCUCUGGGGUUGCCCCCAGCCCGAGCUCAGGCUGUGCACUCUGCUCAGGUUCUCGAGCUUUGCAGAGAGAACUGAGCCAGUUCCCUCCUCUCUGCUGGACAGAGCCCUCAGUCAGAUGGUUCCGUCCUAGCUCCGAGCCUUACCUUCAUCUCAACCUGGUGCUAUUUGCACUGUGCAGAAGGACCAGGAGCCAGCAGGCAGCCAGCAGGACCAUCUCCUUACCCUGCUGCUAGACCUGGUGUGUGUGGUCUGAGCUACAGGUGACUCCUUGCUCUCUGUCCCUUGGGUUUGCUGGGUGACAGACAGCCCCCUCUGACAGGCGUCACUUCAGGAGCACCUGGCACAGCCCCUCCUGUCCCUUGAAGGUGUGCAGAGCCCGUAGGGUGUGCUUCACAGGCGCAGUGUUUGCCUGACAGGGCCCCGAGGGCUGGUUGUCAUCACCCAGGGACAUCUCUGUCGGGCUGAGCUGAGGCUGGGCACGGAGCUGCCUCCUUCCCUCCCAGGAUGCGGGUUUUGUUCCCUGUAGGCAGUGUCUUACAUGGUCCAUGAGCUGCUGCAGGGCUGAACGAGGCAGGAAAUGCUGCGUGCAGGCUUCUAACCUGAUGGUUGAGCUGUCAGGGGUCAGGAUGGAUCCUGCUCUGUAAGCUCGCAUCCCCUAAUAGCUGGGGAGAGCAUGACUUGGGGUUUCUAUGGCUUCCUAGUGGUUGCUAAGGGGAGGAAUCUCUUUGCCUUUAGGUCUCGGUUACUCUUUGCCCUGCCCUAUGUCCCGGAGCCCAGGGGCACGCAGCGCCUGCUGCAGUGUGGAGGGCACAGUGGGUGCCUCCCAUCACAGCUGGGCUGGGUGCCUGCUGCUCUUUCCUAGGGCCGCUUUUGAAUAAGGAGACCCAAGAGCCUUCGUGCAGGUGUUUGCCCCUUUGCUGUGCUCCCCGCCCCCUCGCUCGCUGUGCCCUUCAGAGCACCGGGUCGUCUCAACCAUUUAUUUCACGCACUUUAUGUAGCAAGAAGCUGCGUCCGGGAAUGCUUCCCAGGCAGCUCCGGUGUAUCUUGGUGUACGCGCUGUCCCAGGCGCGGUUAAAUACAUCGCUGCUGCAGGAGAGGACUGUACAUCUUAGCAGCGAGAGGGAGCAUCAACAGCUGAGCCAGCCACCGGCUCCUGGAGCGCGAGCAGCUCCAGCACAGAGCUCUGCUCCCACGGCACGGCCACAUCCAGUGCUGGGACCGCAUCUCCGUCCAGCACCGCAUGGCACGAAACACCACGCCCUCCAGCCGGGCCGGGCGCUGCUGCUUUGGGCUCAGCCGGUUCCGCUCAGCACCACGCAGGAUCUGCUCCCUGUGAGCACGCAGCGCUGGGCAGGGUGGGAUCAAAGCCUCCAGCAGCCGCCGGCCUCGCUCCCGCUUCUCCUAAAGCAUCCGAACCAUUUCUCCUCUCCGCUCCGUUACAAUCAAUCAGGCUGACGUUUCAAUUGUACGUGGGUUUGAUAAAUAAAGACAUGUCCCCAAAUGCCA